AUGGCGUUCACAGAGGUCCUGGAGCAAGCCGGGGGCAUGGGCCUCUUCCAGACCCUCCUGGUCCUCAGCCUCUUCCUCCCCUCCGUCCUGGUCCCCUCCCAGACGCUUCUGGAGAACUUCUCAGCCGCCAUCCCGGGCCACCGAUGCUGGACCCACGUGCUGGACAAUGGCUCCGAGGUCCCCGCAAAUGUGACCCCCGAGGCCCUCCUGGCCGUCUCCAUCCCACCAGGCCCCGACGGGGGCCCCCACCGCUGUCGCCGCUUCCGCCAGCCACAGUGGCAGCUCCUGGACCCCAACGCCACGGCCGCCAACUGGAGCGAGGCCGCCACGGAGCCGUGCGUGGACGGCUGGGUCUAUGACCGCAGCACUUUCACCUCCACCAUCGUGGCCCAGUGGGACCUGGUAUGCAGUUCCCAGAGCCUGAAGCCCCUGGCUCAGUCUCUCUUCAUGUUUGGCAACCUGGUGGGCUCCUCCUUCUGGGGCCUCCUCUCCUGCCGGUUCGGGAGGAAGCCCAUACUGAACUGGUGCUAUCUGCAGAUAGCUGCCACGGGCACCAGCGCCAUCUUCGCCCCGUCCUUCCCGGUCUACUGCGUGCUGCGGUUCCUGAACGCCUUUGCGCUGACGGGCGUCCUUAUGACCUCGAUGGUCCUGAUGGUGGAGUGGACGGCGACGCACCGGAGGGCUUUCACCUUGACGGUGCUAGGAUGCGCCAACAGCAUGGGCCAGAUGGCCAUGGGCACUGCUCUUCCCCUGCACUCGCACCCGGCCCCCACCCCAGCCUCGUCCCUUCGCAGACAGUGGCUGCCGGAAUCCGCCCGGUGGCUGCUCACCGUGGGCAAGCCCGAACAAGCGCUUCGGGGACUCAGAAAGGUGGCCAGGAUCAAUGGCCACCAGGAAGCCAAGAAGACGCUGACCAUCGAGGUGCUGAUGUCCAGCAUGGAGGAGGAGGCGGCCUCCGCGAAGGACCAGCGGUCAGUGCUUGAUCUACUCCGCGUGCCCACGCUCCGUCGGAGAAUCUGGACGAUGCUGGUGGUGAGCUUCUCAAUGAUGUUCUCCUACUACGGGCUGGUCUUGGACCUGCAGAGCCUGGGCCGUGAUAUCUUCCUCCUCCAGACCCUGUUCGGGGCCGUGGACUUCCUGGGCCGGGGCGCCACCACCUUCCUGCUCAGCGUCCUGGGCCGCCGCACUCUCCUGGCCAGCUUCCAGACCACGGCCGGCCUCUCCAUCCUGGCCAACGUGCUGGUGCCACAAGAUCUGCAGACCGUGCGCGUGGGCUUCGCGGUGCUGGCGAAGGGGUGCUUUGGGGUCAGCACGAUGUGCUUCAGCAUCUACAAGGCCGAGCUCGUCCCCACGCCCCUGCGGAUGACGGUGGACGGCUUUCUGCUGUCGUUGGGCCGGCUGGGGGCCAUGGUGGGUCCCCUGAUCAUGAUGACCCGCCCGGCCCUGCCCCUGCUGUCCCCUCUCUCCUACGGCAUCUUGCCCAUCGCGUCCAGCCUGCUUGCUCUGCUGCUGCUCCCAGAGACCGGGGGCCUUCCGCUCCCCGACACCAUCCAGGACCUGGAGAGCCAAUCCGUGGCAGCCCGGGGCAGCCGGCAAGCGGCAGUCAUCACAGAAAGCACCUGGUUCUAG
Messenger RNA from Carlito syrichta (Philippine tarsier), 1629 nucleotides. It is a transcript of the gene SLC22A11, whose product is annotated as solute carrier family 22 member 11. NCBI's taxonomy places the organism in Eukaryota, Metazoa, Chordata, Mammalia, Primates, Tarsiidae. Gene Ontology annotation, cellular component: membrane. The record is from RefSeq and is a predicted model, not a curated record. The transcript is spliced from 11 exons. Gene Ontology annotation, molecular function: transmembrane transporter activity. Gene Ontology annotation, biological process: transmembrane transport. The coding region runs from base 1 to 1629 and encodes 542 amino acids.